AUGUGCAUCACCAAUCUCGCCGCCAACCUCAAGUCGCUGGGUGAGACGCUGGAGGACACGCGGAUCAUUAAAAAGUUCCUGCAUGUGGUGCCUCCUCGUUUCCACAGCGUGGUCAUCUCGAUCGAGAUGUUUUGUGAUCUGAAAAAACUCAUGGUGGAGGAGUUGAUCGGGCAUCUGCGGGCGGCUGAGGAGAGGUUCGAAGAGAAGGUCGAGCAGAUCACCGACAAGGCUGGGCGGUUGCUGUUGGCCGAAGAGGAUUGGCUUGAGAAGCACAAACAUCACUUCCAGGCAGAUCGCAAGGAUGGCGGCGGCAGCGGGUCCGGUGGCGGCAGUACCGGGGCCACCAGCGGCAGUGCCGGCAAACUGACCUUUGAGGGCACGCCACGGUGGAAGGGGUGCUGCCACAACUGCAAUAUCUAUGGCCAUUGGGCCGAGGAUUGCAAGCGCCCGAAAAGAGAAAAGAAGAAGAAGGAGGCCAAGCAGCCUGAGGCGAAUGUAGCCAUGCAGGGAGAUCAUGGGGCGGUGUUGUUGAUGGCGGCGGUGGCCGGCGUCGAGCAGGCGUCCACUCAGGUCGUCCACCUGGCGGAGAAGAACGUGGUGCCCAUCGAGUGCCCUGAUGGAGUGUGGGCAGAUCCAGACAAUGAAGGUUUAUUGGGUGAUCCGGGCAGCGUGAGUCAAGGUGCUGGUGACCAUCAAUUGUCACCAAAUCCUAUUAAUACUCUAGGAAGUGCAUCUACAGGUCAGAAUCAAGCUGGUACACCAUCAACUAAUGCCUCUGAAGAAACUUGGGGAGCACCACUGAGAUUUAGAAGUCUAAAUGACUUGUUUGACUCCACUGAAAUGAUACACGAUUUCGAAUAUAGUGGUGUGUGCAUGCUGGCUGCUGAUGAGCCAAAUUGGAUCAGGAACGGAGACUGCACGUUCUGUGGUCUGACCGCUUCAUAG
Molecule: messenger RNA, 945 nt
Organism: Miscanthus lutarioriparius
Lineage: Eukaryota; Viridiplantae; Streptophyta; Magnoliopsida; Poales; Poaceae
Source: the annotation of a GenBank genome assembly